AUUGGACGUAGAAGUAAUUCACGUGUGAUUCCGAAACAUGACUGUAGCUUGAAGUGAAAUUGUAGAAGUGUUUCUCAGUCCCUAAUUUAAUUGAAAAUGGUGCGUAAAUUGAAAUUUCACGAGCAAAAGCUCUUAAAAAAGGUCGAUUUCUUAAACUGGGAAGUCGACAAUAACUUGCACGAGGUUAAGAUACUACGAAAAUAUCAUAUCGAGAAGAGAGAGGACUACACAAAGUACAACAAAUUAAGUCGUAAUAUAAGAGAAUUGUGUAGAAAAAUCAGGGACCUUGACGAAAAGGACGGAUUCAGGUCUCACAGUACUGCGCUUCUCCUGGAAAAGCUGUACACUGUGGGAUUGAUCCCCACCAAACAGAACCUCUCUUUAGUUGAGAAUGUCAGUGCCUCCUCCUUCUGCAGGAGACGCCUUCCAACAGUAAUGGUGCGAUUACGCAUGGCACAGAAUCUGAAGACAGCAAUUACCUUUAUCGAGCAAGGACACAUCAGAGUUGGACCAGAAAUUGUUACAGAUCCUGCAUUCCUCGUCACCAGAAAUAUGGAGGACUUUGUAACGUGGGUUGAUUCUUCCAAGAUUAAACAGCAUGUCAUGAAUUACAAUGAAGAGAGGGAUGACUUUGACCUUGUGGUGUAGACUUCUACAGAGAAUGGAGCCAUUCAAGCAGGCCUCUGUUUGGAUGUCGUCUUCAAAACUGCAUAUGCCCCUUUUGUGAUUGUUCCGUAUCUUAUACAUAACUAAAACAUCAGAAAACAA
This is a messenger RNA of Alosa sapidissima (American shad), 768 nucleotides long. RefSeq names its product IMP U3 small nucleolar ribonucleoprotein 3 (gene imp3). Gene Ontology annotation, molecular function: structural constituent of ribosome; rRNA binding; snoRNA binding. The transcript has 7 exons. Gene Ontology annotation, biological process: rRNA processing. Lineage: Eukaryota; Metazoa; Chordata; Actinopteri; Clupeiformes; Clupeidae. Gene Ontology annotation, cellular component: small-subunit processome; Mpp10 complex; small ribosomal subunit. The record is from RefSeq and is a predicted model, not a curated record. Bases 97 to 648 code for a protein of 183 amino acids.